Molecule: messenger RNA, 757 nt
Organism: Pistacia vera
Lineage: Eukaryota; Viridiplantae; Streptophyta; Magnoliopsida; Sapindales; Anacardiaceae
Exons: 2
Coding region: 28-630 (200 amino acids)
Source: RefSeq, a predicted model, not a curated record
GAGGACGCCAAUGGCCAUUAUCUCCUGAUGGAUCUUCCUGACUUCCAAAAGGAACAGGUGAAGCUCCAUGCUGACCCUUCUGGCAGUAUAAUGGUUAGCGGAGAAAGACUGACGAAUGAUAAAAGUAGAAUAAUACGCUUCGAGCAGACCUUUAAACUGCCACCAAAUUCAGAUAUCGAUCAGAUCACCGGAAAAUUUGACGGUGAGAUUCUCUAUGUAACUGUGCCAAAACUAGUCGAAGCAGAGAAGCAGCAGGAAGUUCCCGAGAGAGAAACCGAAAACAUGAGCAGCAGCAGCAAUAUUACGGAAGAAAUCAAAGAGGAAAGCAGUCAUCAUCAUCAUCACAAUGAUGAAAAUGUAAACCGCGGUCAUGCAGAAGUGCAUGGCAAAGAAGAACAUGAGCGCCAGUCUGACAAGAAACAAAUGUGUUCCUCCCGGGUUGAUAGUUUCCAUAAAGAGGACGUAGAGAAGUGGGCAAAACAGCCGAGUCAGUUGGAUUGGGCUAUGAAGAUACUAAGGAAAAACAAGGGAAUUGUUGUUACGGCCGUGAUAGCGUUCUCACUGGGGGUUUACGUUUCUCGCAAGUUCGGACCUGCUGCUGCGGUACUCGAGGCUGCGCCAUUUGAUUAAUUAGUUUGCACGAUUGUCCACCAGUAAUGCUAAACGAUUACAAAAUUAUGUUGACCAUCUACCGUUGUAUAUAGAAUAAUAUUAGACAAAUUCCUUGUGUGAAAUUGCAAAUAAUAAAUUAUCCAUU